UUUUCUUAAUUCCAAAAAAAGAGAAAAUAAAGAAAAGGGAGGUGCCCCAGACUGAGAAAUACUCCUUUAGAAAUUAGUAAAUUGAAAAUGAAAAAAAACCCUUCACUAAAACCCCAGCCCCUUUCCUCUGUCACUUCACUCCCUUAGAAAACACCCACAAAAAUGGCGGCCUUCAAACACCUUCUCUCCCACGGCCACCGCCUCCCCAAUCCGCCGCCCCCUCGCCAUCUCGUGUCUCUCCUCCGCCGCCACUUCUCCUCCGAGCCCCAACCAACCCCCCUCCCCAAUCCUAGCUCCCAACCCAACGACAAUUUCCGCAAUCCCGUUCCUAUCCAACCCGUAUCCUACCCCACCAAACCCAAAGCUCCGCUGCCCGAAGAAAACCAGCCGGAAUAUCCACCGGAAAGGCAAUUCAACCAGUCAGAAGAAAAGGAUGGAACGCCGCAAGAGAGCGAAAUACAGAAUGUGGAGAGGCGGUCGUGGAGUCGGGACGAAAUGCGGUAUAUGAAGGAUGGACCAGCGAUAUCUCCGGUUUCUUACGCUGCCCGGGUUGCCCCGCUGCCCGAGGAUCGGGCGAAUGUGGAGGAGGAAGAGAAGGGGGGUAGGUUUGAUGAGAUGAUGAAGGAGAGGAUGAAGAUUGAGGAGUAUAGGAGGAUGGGGGGUUUGAGGUAUGGUAGAAUGGAGGUGGCGAGGGAGGAGGUGGAUUUGCCUUUCCCUAAGCUGAUUAAGGUGGAGAAGGGUGAUAAGAAAAGUGAGGAGAAAGGCAAGGUGUAUGAUGUCAAGGAGGCUAUUCGCCUUGUAAAGGCUAAUGCCAGGAAAACUUUUGAAGAAACUUUAGAGGCUCAUGUAAGAAUGACUCGCGACUUGGUUCGAACUGAUCUGAAGCUGGAUGGUUCUGUGCGCCUUCCACAUGGUGCUGGCAAGACGUAUCGGGUGGCUGUCUUUGCGGAAGGAACAUCUGCAGAUGAAGCCCGAGAUGCUGGAGCCGAUGUCGUCGGCGGCCCUGAGCUGGUGGAUAGUAUCGUUGCUGGUAAAGCAAAAAUAGAUUUCGACAAGUGUAUUGCUACUCCGGCCAUGAUCAAACAUUUGAAAAAGAUAGCAAAAUAUCUGAAGAAAUUAAUGCCAGAUACCAAGAAAGGUACUCUAACCAAUGACAUAUCUCGGGCUGUCAAAGAGGCGAAGGAGCGUGUUCCUUUCGAGAAAGACAAAACUGCAAUUGUCCAUGUGCCCCUGGGGAAGGUUAAAUUUCCAGAAAAUAAUUUGAAAGAAAAUAUUGGUGCUUUUGUGCAUGCUCUUUUGCUUGCAAAGCCUGCGGGUUUAAAAAAGAGUUCUAAAUUCGCUGGGUAUGUAGACGCCUUCCACAUUACCAGCACGAUGGGUCGUUCUUACCCCAUUUCGAUUCAAUCCUUGUCUAUGGCUGCAGACCAGUUCAGCAAAACGCAAGUGAAGUGAGAAGGUGCAUGACGUUAUAAAAGAAUCCAAUUUAACCAAAUCCUUUGUUGUAGCUAAAGGUAUUUUUGCUCUUUGUUUUCACAUUUGCAAUGCACGGAUAGGUUAUAGAAUGUUAUAUCAACUAGUUUCUGCCAUGUUUGAGAGGCAAGUUUUUGAGUUGUCUAUCAAAUUGAACAUUUUUAUAGAUGAGAAAUAAGUAGGUUUGUUUUUUCAGUAAAUUAAUGAUCCAUGAAUUAGUUGAAGAAUAGGGUAGAUUGAUAUUUGAACUAGUUGAUUAUGAUUUAAAAGUUGACAGAAUAUUGAUCUGCUUUAAACGAGUGACUGUUUAGAACAAAUGUUGUUUCGAUUAUUUUUGUUUUCAAAUCAAGAUUUGACCCUUUGUUUUUGUACUGUUGCCAAUCGAAGAUCCAUGUGGAAUGAUGGGCGGAGCCAAGAUUUCUUGUGUGGUGUAUGCUGCGUCAGAAUAAUAUUGAAAAAGAUGUGGCUACAUUUUGACUUUCUUAGGCUUUUUAGUAAAUCAAUGUCGUUUCUAUGAAUUCUUUUUAUCUUAUUUUUUAAUUAAAAGAUGUUAUUUUGAUGUA
Salvia miltiorrhiza (redroot sage) is the source of this 2033-nucleotide messenger RNA. RefSeq lists its product as uncharacterized. Bases 163 to 1452 code for a protein of 429 amino acids. The record is from RefSeq and is a predicted model, not a curated record. NCBI's taxonomy places the organism in Eukaryota, Viridiplantae, Streptophyta, Magnoliopsida, Lamiales, Lamiaceae. The transcript is spliced from 10 exons.